Drosophila persimilis is the source of this 2722-nucleotide messenger RNA. It is a transcript of the gene Pgant2, whose product is annotated as polypeptide N-acetylgalactosaminyltransferase 2. Gene Ontology annotation, cellular component: Golgi apparatus. The record is from RefSeq and is a predicted model, not a curated record. Bases 1 to 1917 code for a protein of 638 amino acids. The transcript has 7 exons. Lineage: Eukaryota; Metazoa; Arthropoda; Insecta; Diptera; Drosophilidae.
AUGCGUCGCAACAUUAAACUGAUUGUCUUCGUGAGCAUCAUUUGGAUGUUCGUGAUGGUCUACUACUUCCAGUCCAGCACCGAGAAGGUGGAAAAUCGUGCACUGCGGCUACGUGAGGUGGCAACGGCCAUGCAGCAGCAGUUCCAGGACGACUCCUCGUCGGUGGCGGCAGCAGCGGCGGCGGCGGCGGCAGGAGCAUCCACAGUCCGGCUCUGGGCACCGGCCGGAGGCGGGGUGGGAGUGGGAGGUAUCGGUGGCAGUGGGGCCGAUGAUCCCGGCGGCAAUGUCAUUCUAAUCGGUUCGGUUAAGGACUUUGAGCGCAAUGCGGUCCAUGGCCUGAAAUUGAAUGGAAUUGUGGCGCUGGAAGAGACGUCGCAGGCUCACAGCGGUGGCAUGGGUGGCCGGCUGCCAAUGGCCCCCAGCGGCCGCGCAGGCACUACCGAGGUGGAGUACUUCGACGAGGCGGGCUACAUCAGAGCGGGGGCACUGCGCAACGGGGAAGAUCCCUACAUUAGGAAUCGUUUCAAUCAAGAGGCCAGCGAUGCACUGCCCAGUAAUCGAGAGAUACCCGACACGAGGAAUCCCAUGUGUCGCACUAAGAAGUACCGCGAGGAUCUGCCCGAGACCAGUGUCAUCAUCACCUUCCACAACGAGGCCAGGUCCACGCUAUUGAGAACCAUUGUCAGUGUUCUCAAUCGCAGUCCCGAGCACCUGAUACGAGAAAUCGUGCUGGUAGAUGACUUCAGUGAUCAUCCCGAAGACGGCCUGGAGUUGGCCAAAAUCGACAAGGUCCGCAUCAUACGGAACGACAAGCGUGAAGGCCUGGUCCGGUCCCGGGUUAAGGGCGCCGAUGCCGCCGUCAGCAGUGUCCUCACCUUCCUCGACAGCCACGUGGAGUGCAAUGAGAAGUGGCUGGAGCCGCUGCUCGAGCGGGUUCGGGAGGAUCCAUCGCGGGUGGUUUGUCCCGUCAUCGAUGUGAUCAGCAUGGACAACUUCCAGUACAUCGGUGCCUCGGCCGAUUUGCGCGGCGGCUUCGACUGGAAUCUGAUCUUCAAGUGGGAGUACCUCAGUCCAGCCGAGCGUUCGGUCCGCCACAACGAUCCCACCACGGCCAUCAGGACCCCGAUGAUAGCGGGGGGACUGUUCGUCAUCGACAAGGCGUACUUCAAUAAGCUGGGCAAAUACGACAUGAAAAUGGAUGUGUGGGGAGGUGAGAACUUGGAAAUCUCGUUCCGUGUCUGGCAGUGCGGCGGCAGUUUGGAAAUCAUCCCCUGCAGUCGGGUGGGUCACGUCUUCCGUAAACGGCAUCCCUACACCUUCCCGGGGGGCAGCGGCAAUGUGUUUGCCCGGAAUACGCGACGUGCCGCGGAGGUCUGGAUGGAUGACUACAAACAGCAUUACUACAAUGCCGUGCCCCUGGCCAAAAACAUUCCAUUCGGCAACAUUGACGACCGUCUGGCUUUGAAGGAGAAAUUGCAUUGUAAGCCAUUCAAAUGGUAUCUGGAGAAUGUGUAUCCCGACCUGCAGGCCCCCGACCCACAGGAGGUUGGCCAAUUCCGACAGGAUAGCACCGAAUGCUUGGAUACAAUGGGCCACCUAAUCGAUGGCACUGUGGGAAUCUUCCCCUGCCACAACACGGGCGGCAACCAGGAAUGGGCAUACUCGAAGCGCGGCGAAAUCAAGCACGACGAUCUCUGCCUGACACUCGUGCAGUUCGCCCGCGGCUCCCAGGUGGUGCUGAAGGCCUGCGAUGAGUCGGAGAAUCAGCGCUGGAUCAUGCGGGAGGGCGGCCUGGUGCGACACCACAAGAUCAACGUGUGCCUGGACUCGCGGGAUCAGACGGCACAGGGCGUGAGUGCGCAGCACUGCAACUCCGCCCUCGCCACGCAGCGCUGGUCGUUCGGCAAGUACGCGUGAGAGAGACGCCUGACGGACUAGGCUGGAUAAGGAGACAGAUAGAGCAGGACACAGUGAUAUUUGUGCAAGUGGACGGAACGAGGAGGAGGAGGAGGAGGAGGAGGAAGCCUAACCUAACUCUAUGUGGAUUGCAUGUGGAUUGUAUGUGUACUGUAUGUAUUCGUAAUGUUUUACCUUACCAAUGUUGAUUUGUUGCUGAACAUAAAACACACUCUCACACACCCGAUUAUAUUACCAUAUAUAGUGCAUACUUGUAAACGAUAAGUUCAACUUUAGUUAAAGAGGGUUCACGAAUCGUUCAGACACCAUUUCCUCUGGGGGUUAAACUUACAUCAAACGAAAAUAUGAAAUGCAUACAAAAAAUGUACUUAGACUGAUUAAUUUUUUGUAUAUGUAUACAAAAUAUAUAUAAAACAAAGAAAAUGGGAAAUAAUACUACCCAUAAAAGCGUAAAACUUUGGCAGCUGCUUGACAAAAACAAAAGAAAGAAGCAUAAGCUAUAAAUUAAUUUUUGCAUUCCAACGGCACACAUUCAUUCGAGUCAAUUAAGGAUAUAAAUUUGUCACAAAUCAAACAGAAAAAUAGCCUAGCAUACGAUUCAGAUAUUCACACACACACACACAUGCUCAGAGUCUUCUCAACUUUGUACUUAACACAAACAAAAAGCAAAAACAAACAAACAUGAAAUGUUAUCAUUAGUUUUAGUUGUACUUCUAAGUGGAAAAAAAUCAUUUGAAAUCAUUGAAACCUAUGUGAAAUAUGUAUGUAUAUAUAAUGAAAAGGAAAAUAUUAUUUAAAUGUUUAU